Molecule: messenger RNA, 2797 nt
Organism: Telopea speciosissima
Lineage: Eukaryota; Viridiplantae; Streptophyta; Magnoliopsida; Proteales; Proteaceae
Product: glycerophosphodiester phosphodiesterase GDPDL3-like
Exons: 9
Coding region: 115-2385 (756 amino acids)
Biological process (GO): lipid metabolic process
Molecular function (GO): glycerophosphodiester phosphodiesterase activity
Source: RefSeq, a predicted model, not a curated record
UCUCUCUCUCUCUCUAUUUGUACUGAAAAAACUCAAAAAAAGAAUUUGGAAAUCCGACCCGGAGUAGCCGGAAGUUGAGAGCACUGAGAACUCUUUUCGGCGAACUUGGCGACAAUGCCGAUCCUCCGAUCGCUGUUGUUGCUGUUUGUGCUAUAUCAAGCAGCUGUGGUCUCAGCUCGGGGAUCCAAAAGCAUCAGUCCAUGGCAGACGUUGAGUGGAAAUGCACCUUUAGUUGUUGCAAGGGGUGGUUUCUCAGGGAUAUUUCCCGAUUCCAGUGUUAAUGCCUACAAUUUGGCACAGUUGACUAGCUUAUCAAAUGUGAUCUUAUGGUGCGAUGUACAGUUGACGAAGGAUGGAGCUGGGAUCUGCUUUCCAACCCUCACUCUAGACAACUAUUCUGACAUUUCAACUGUUUUCCAAAAUGGAAAGGCAAACGUCUAUCAAGUGAAUGGGGUAGCUGUGCAAGGAUGGUUUUCUGUGGAUUAUACUUUAAAAGAGUUAGCCAAUGUCUACUUGACUCAAGGAGUUUUUUCUCGAAGUGAUAAGUAUGAUGGGAUAUUCAAUAUACUUACUGUUGAAGAAGUAGUAUCAUCCGAAGUCCAACCGGCUGGCUUGUGGUUGAAUAUUCAGCAUGAUGCAUUCUUCAGGCAACAUAAUUUGAGCAUGCGAAGCUUUGUGCUUUCUAUAUCAAAACAUGUUGUUGUUGAUUAUGUCUCAUCACCGGAGGUGGGUUUCCUGAGCAGUAUUGCUUCACGAUUUAAAGGAACAAAGACGAAACUGGUCUUCCGUUUUCUUGGGAUGAAUGAUGUUGAGCCAUCAACUAACCAGACUUAUGGUUCACUUUUAAGUAAUCUUACACUUGUCAAGACAUUUGCCUCUGGAAUACUUGUUCCCAAGACAUAUAUAUGGCCUGUAAAUUCUGGUCUAUAUCUACAAUCUCCUACAUCUGUUGUGUCGGAUGCUCAUAAUCAAGGACUGGAAGUAUUUGCCUCGGACUUUGCAAAUGAUGUAGUUUUUAGCUACAACUACAGCUAUGACCCUAUAGCUGAGUAUCUUUCAUUUGUUGACAAUGGUAAUUUCUCUGUUGAUGGUGUGCUGUCAGACUUCCCUAUAACUCCAUCAGAGGCCAUAGAUUGCUUUUCUCAUAUAAGCAAGAAUAGUACUGGACAAGCACCACCAGUGGUUAUCACGCACAAUGGAGCUAGUGGAGUCUACCCUGGCUGUACUGAUGUUGCUUAUCAGCAAGCUGUAGAAGAUGGUGCCGAUGUUAUUGACUGCUCUGUUCAAAUGACAAGCGAUGGGAUCCCCAUAUGCUUAGGCUCAAUUAAUCUUAUAGAGGGCACAACAGUCGCUCUGUCACCUUACGGCAUUCGUUCCGUUAUUAUUCCUGAGCUUCAGAAUACCGCUGGGAUUUUUACGUUCAACCUCACAUGGAAAGAGAUUCAAAACUUGAAGCCUGCUAUAUCGAAUCCAUUCUUGGAUUACCAGUUGUACCGGUAUCCAGCACAUAAAAAUUCUGGAAAUCUUGUCUCAUUGGAUUAUUUUUUAAGCUUUGCAAAAACCAAGCCUCUUUCUGGGGUCUUGGUAAGUGUAGAGAAUGCUGCCUACCUUGCAGAGUAUCAGGGUUUAAGCGUAAUUGAUGCAGUUAUUGAUUCCUUAAACAAGUCUGGUUACAAUAACCAGACACUCCAGAAAGUAAUGAUCCAGUCCACCAACAGCUCUGUUCUGAAGGAGUUUAAAAUGAAAACCAGUUAUGAGCUUGUAUACCAGGUUGAUGAGACUAUCCGUGAUGCCCUUAACUCAUCCAUCAAGGACAUCAAGGGAUUUGCACAUUCUGUGUCGGUCACCAAGCAGACCAUCUUUCCGAAAAACCAAGGCUUCCUCACUGGUGUUACUAAUGUGGUGGAUAAGCUUCAUUCAUAUAACUUAUCUGUCUAUGCAUAUGUGUUUACUAAUGAGUUUGUAUCGCAAGCAUGGGACUUCUUCUCAGACCCAACAGUCGAGAUAAAUAACUUUGUAAGCGCAGCUAAUAUUGAUGGACUCAUCACCGAAUUCCCAGGGACAGCCGUAUCAUACAGAAAAAACAAAUGUUUAACCAUGGGCAACAACACACCAAACUACAUGCUUCCUGUUCAGCCUGAUGGUCUCAUGCAAUCCAUUCCUAAUAAUGCUUUGCCACCAGCUGAGGCUCCGAAUCAAAUCCUGACAGAUUCUAAUGUCAUAGAGCCACCUUUGCCUCCUGUUGUACAGAAACUGCCAACCUUCGUAACACCUGGACCAGCUGCAGCUCCAACUGCAUCUACUCCAAAUGGCCAGCCACAGAGAGCCACUGAUUUUUUCCUAUCAUCUCUUCUUCUUGUGCUUCUUGCGUUUCUCAUAUUCUGAAGUAGGGACACAGAUCAUCACCAUCUCCUUUUGCAUCUUCUAUCAAUUAUCAUCUCUAGCAAAACUCCAUGCAUUGCUUGUGCUGUGUUGAGACUGGCACACAACUCCAACUAUAUGACUGUCAGAGUAUUGCCCUAUCAAAGUUUUUCAGGCUGCAGAUAGUUGGAAUUUCGGCUGAAUGUUUACAGUUUAUCCAUUUGUCCCCCCUUUUGCUCUACUUUUCUGCUUUUUUUCUUUCUUUGGGGUUCUGUUAAUGGUGUAUUUUUGUCCAUUCUCCCAUAUUCUGAGAACAGAUACAGAUGCAAGUUUGCGACGCAUCAUGUAGAUUAUUUUUUGUGCUCUAGGAAAUUAUUUUAUUCUCAGGAUUGUAUUACUGUACAUUCAUUUGUAACAAAAGUUCAUGUGUUGCUUA